This is a messenger RNA of Trypanosoma cruzi, 276 nucleotides long. RefSeq names its product ras-related protein rab-2a, putative. The transcript has a single exon. Gene Ontology annotation, molecular function: GTPase activity; GTP binding. Lineage: Eukaryota; Euglenozoa; Kinetoplastea; Trypanosomatida; Trypanosomatidae. Gene Ontology annotation, cellular component: Golgi apparatus. The record is from RefSeq and is a predicted model, not a curated record. The annotation marks the transcript as partial.
AUGUCUCAGCAUCACUAUGUAUUCAAGUACAUCAUCAUUGGUGAUAGUGGUGUGGGGAAGAGUUGCCUUCUGCUGCAGUUUACAGACAAGCGCUUUGAGCCGCUGCAUGAUCUGACAAUUGGUGUAGAGUUUGGGGCUCGUGUGGUGACGAUUCAGCAGAAAAACGUGAAGCUUCAGAUUUGGGAUACGGCGGGGCAGGAGAGUUUCCGCAGCAUCACUCGGAGCUACUACCGUGGUGCCUGUGGUGCGCUUCUUGUGUACGACGUCACACGUCGC